Galeopterus variegatus (Sunda flying lemur) is the source of this 3121-nucleotide messenger RNA. RefSeq names its product zinc finger CCCH-type, antiviral 1 (gene ZC3HAV1). Gene Ontology annotation, molecular function: NAD+ poly-ADP-ribosyltransferase activity. The coding region runs from base 698 to 3058 and encodes 786 amino acids. The record is from RefSeq and is a predicted model, not a curated record. NCBI's taxonomy places the organism in Eukaryota, Metazoa, Chordata, Mammalia, Dermoptera, Cynocephalidae. The transcript has 10 exons.
CACUCACUCUCACAAACACAUGCCCGCUCCUUCCUCCCUCCUUGCUUCUGGGAGAGUGUGGACUCAUCAAGUUUCUAGAGAAAGGCCAAGUCCCUCCAGGCCACUGCUUUGUCAAUUUUGACUUGACAUUAAGCUUGGGCAUGGGGGCGCUAGAUGAAGAAAUCUGGAAACACAAAAUCCCACCUUUAGAAUGUAGUUUCAUUUUCUGUUUAAGUACAGUAUUGUGAAUCUUCAAAUCAUCAGGUAUGCCCAUAUCACAAUAUGGGCAAAAUGUAAAUGAUCUUGGAAAAUCCUCCCUGAUUUGCCCUGGUCCAUCUCUCCAUUCACCAUAGUGGUGAAUAUUGAUUUGGAACCAUGGGCUAGUGGACAGACCCAUCUAAAAGGUUUGGGGCUUGGGGGCUACGUCUAGAUCCGAGAAGAGAACCAGUGACCAGGGUCUGACCUUUAUCCUAGGUCAUGGCAUGACGUUCUCUGCUGUGCUAGCAGAAUGGCAAGGUUCCAUCAUUGUCAUUACCACCCAUCCUCGAGAUUUUUACCUACCAGAUUAGGACAAGCGAUUCGAUAGAGCUUGGGUAGCAAAGCUGGAAAAGCUAAGAGAAGCAAUAGUAGUAAGAACUCAAUCACAUUAACUCUAAUUUUCAUUAUUUUGUUUUGUUCUGGUUUUCUUUUUCUAGCUCCUUCCUCACAUCGUCGAGCCAUGGCAUAUAGAGAUAGAAGCAAAAGUAGGGAACGAUUCUUUCAGGGCAGCCAAGAAUUUCUUCCAUCUGCUUCAGAUGCUGCUCAGAGGUCCUCCACACCCAGUCCAGAUCAAAUGGGCCGCAGGGCUCCCCAGGAUGACGUGCCUGUAGAUGAUCUCACCCACAAGUUCAUGUAUCUGGGGAGCCAGGAUCACUCUCAGCCUUCCUCAGUCUCGUCUAAGCCUGCCAGUCUUGGAGGAACAGGUCAAGUGGGAGCAAGCCAGAAGUUAUUGGUGAAUGGCAGUUCGGAGGGCCUCUUUUAUGGGAAUCAAGGCAACACAUCUGUUCCUUCUGAUUCAACACCAGCCUCCUACUGGAAGAGCUCCACAUCUUGGCAGAAUGACCAAGGCACUGGGAGAGAGAGUGUGUUUUCUUCAAUUCGUUCAGCUGCCCACCCCCCUCUUGGUUCAGCACAAACGCCUGAAGCUGCAGCCACCAGAAAGAAUACAGGUGUGCUUUCCUCGGACCGCAGGAGCUUCGAGGGCAAAAGUAGGACUCAAGACAUCCAGCAUGUCCCUCUUUUUAAUAAUAACGCUGAUGGAGUGGCCACAGAUAUAACUUCCACAAGAUUUUUAAGUUACAGAACCAUAGCCGACGGUCAGAGAGAAGUAUCAUUAUCUAGGAAUCAGGACACUGGAACUACUCUCCGGGAUGUCCAGACCACUGGCAAAGUUACAGAUGGUGAUGACCAAGGAGUGGUAUUUGUAAAUGGCAAAUACACAGGGAAGAUGUUUUGGUCUAGUAAAUCUGUCCACAAUGCACGAAAUGGCUCUCGUCAAGUUAUAGAUGAAACUACUGAUAUCGAUAAAACUGGUGCCACUGGUUUUGGCUUAAUAACGGCAGUCACUGGGGAAAAAGCUCUGUCACGCUCUGGAAAUCAGAGUCUGGAGAGCCAGUUCCCGACCACACGUGGGGAAGCCACCGGCCCUGCACAAGCCAGUGGUGUGCUUCCGUCACCUUCUCCAUCUUCGUCAGGCAACAGAAGUGCAGCCUGUGGGACCCUUGGUCAGAACUCUGCCCAAGUCUCUGUUAGCCCUGCCAGUGAGCUCACAAGGAGAACUUCAGGCUCUGCUCAGCAUUCCAUAUCUGCUGUCGCGAGUACCACAUCUUCUAGAAUGGAUGAUUAUGACUCAAAGGAAAUUUGUCUUGACUAUCUGUAUAAGGGCUGUCACCUUAAUAGCAGCUGCAACAAAGUCCACUUCCACCUGCCCUACCAGUGGCAGGUAUUAAUUGAUCAAACCUGGAUAGACUUCUCGUCCAUGGAGAAGAUCGAAGAGGCCUUUUGUAACCCCCACAUUCACAGCAUUUCUGUAAGAAAUCAAAAAAUCAAUUUCCAGGAUAUGACUUGUGAUUCAUAUCCCAUCCGACGUAUCUCCACUCCUUCAUCUGUCACAGUACCGGCCAAUUCUGUCUUUGCCACCAAAUGGAUUUGGUAUUGGAGGAGUGAAUCUGGCAAAUGGAUUCAGUACGGGGAAGAGAAAGACAACCAGCAAAGUUCGAACAUCGACUCUCUAUACUUGGAGGCUUUCUAUCAGUCCUGUCCAAGGGGAGUUGUACCAUUUCAGGCAGGCUCACGGAACUACGAGCUGAGUUUCCCAGGGAUGAUUCAGACAAACAUAAUUUCCAAGACUCAGAAGGAUGUCGUCAGAAGGCCAGCGUUUGUGUCUUUGCAAGACGUGGAGAAGAUAAAAAGAGGGCCAGACCAUCAGCCGGCAAAGACCCUGUCAGAGCGUUUAACUUCGAGGUGUCUUCCUAAGCAGGAUCUUAACUUCCUACCAUCAAAUGGAUAUAAGUUGUUGGAAAUCCAUAACCAGUUUCCGGAAUAUAUCAAAAUAAGUGAGCAUUUUAAAGCUUCCAUGAGAAAUUUCAAGAUUGAAAAGAUAAAGAAGAUCCAGAGCACAGAACUCUUGAAUGCUUUUGAAAGGAGAAAGCUAAAGAUGAAGAGAAAGGAUGAAACACUCCUAUUUUAUGCAACAGGCCGUGCCCAUGUGAAGUCUAUCUGUGCCAACAGUUUUGACUGGAUUUUACAUGAAACUCAUGAGGCCAAAUAUGGAAAAGGAAGUUACUUUGCAAAAGAAGCUAUCUAUUCCCACAAAAAUUGCCCGUAUGAUGCCCAGAACACCGUUAUGAUUGUAGCCCGAGUCCUGGUUGGAGAUUUUAUUGAGGGAAAAAAGACGUACACAAGCCCCCCUCCGCCGUACGACAGCUGUGUGGAUACAGGGUUUAAUCCGUCUGUUUUUGUCAUCUUUCACAGAGAUCAGAUUUACCCAGAAUAUGUGAUUGAAUAUGCUGAAACAGACAAAAGCUGCGUGAUUUGUUAGAACCGAUGAAUGUGGCCUCUUAAAGGGUUCCGUAACCGUUCCGUUCACUUGUUGAACCAAAUU